Diorhabda carinulata is the source of this 712-nucleotide messenger RNA. RefSeq lists its product as uncharacterized. Bases 105 to 473 code for a protein of 122 amino acids. The transcript has 2 exons. The record is from RefSeq and is a predicted model, not a curated record. Lineage: Eukaryota; Metazoa; Arthropoda; Insecta; Coleoptera; Chrysomelidae.
GUUUCUUCUUUUAAAACGAGAUCCCCACAUUGAUCAAAAUUUUAAAUGAAAUUGAGAAAAAUACGGAUUUACAAAAUAUCUCUCGUUCAUCAUUAUACAAACUUAUGACAGAAAUCAAUUUCAAAUAUUUGAAAAGGAGCCAUAAAAGUGUUUUAAUAGAACGUGAUGAUAUUGUAAGGUGGAGACGACAAUACUUAACAUCUAUCAAAUGUUACAGGUCAGAAGGUAGACCAAUUUAUUAUUUAGAUGAAACCUGGCUAAAUGAAGGUCACACAAAAGCAAAAGUUUGGAUAGAUACAAAUAUCAAAAAUAAAACCCAAGCUAUUAACGAAGGAUUAUCUACAGGUCUUAAAAGCCCAUCAGGAAAAGGUAAACGUCUCAUAAUUCUUCAUGCUGGAUGUGAACAAGGAUUUGUUAAUGACGCAUUACUCGUUUUCGAAAGUAAAAAAACUGGAGAUUAUCAUGAGGAUUAGAAUGGAAAUAUCUGCAAAGUUGCUAGUAGUUUAAACAUUGAAGAAAUCUACCUUUGUUUCAUCAUUGGGCUGCGAAUUUAAACGUUUUAAUAACUUGAUCAUUCAAAUCCACAUCAUGUAACUCGCAUUUUUUAUACCCCCGGAAACUUCUUCCACUUAUUUUCUACUUCGCCAUCACUAUUGUUACGCUAUGUUAUUAUCAAUCUCUCAUAUUAUAAAUAAACGGUAAUUACCACUUA